CCACCCCAAAAAAAACCCAAUCUCUGAUCCUGUUUUAUGCUGCUUCAAGAGAAAAGCACACCAUGCAGGGCUUCGGGGAGGCGAAAAAGUGUAUUAUCCGUUCGAUCGAACGAUGAAAGUGCGAAAUUUUGCGAUAUUGUCGAGUAAAAAGUUCGACCAUCGAAGUCCCGUGCAAUGAAACCCGUUGUCAAACGUCAGAAACCAACGGUCUCCGUUGUGGUAAGAAUGCAAAGUUCGGCAACAGGCCAGCAAUUUCGAACGGUAUCCGGACGGAGGGAAAAGGGUAACCAGCAUGAUUCCGUGUGAUCCGGCAAUGGGUGCGGACAAGUUUUUGUUGUUUCCCAACCCCGGUUCGGUACACAAGUGUGAAUAUUUCCCCGAUGGCAAUUGACUCCAUCAAGGAAAAGGAAAAACGGUGGGUCAAACGUCCUGGCGUCGGACCGAGUAAGACCAGCGUCAUCGACAGGCACCUGUGGUCAGUUGAGCAGUUGCGGUACGAGAGAUGAAGAAGUUGAGUGUGUUGUGUGUUGGUCAACGACGUCACACAUCGAAAUCAAGCGGGCAAUUAGAGUGCCAUUGAGCAGUGUCUCUUUGCGGAAGGGUCAAUUUUGCUCGGGCUGGUUUGAACAAGUUGCACUACUUGUGCUAGUUUUUCGUACGUCCCGGCCCUGAGCGUUGGGUAAUUGUGUAGAUGAAACUUUUUCCUGCACCAGCUGAAACUAUGUACGUACUUUGGUACUUUAUGUGUCGAAACCCGAACGUGCGACACGUACGCGUUUGAUCAGCUUAUCGACGUGGUGGUUUCGAUUGGUUCGAGCAGGUUGGUGUUCCAAAAUCGUUCGAAAACACUUCUUCUCUUGCAAUUAUAGUUUAACUUACCGAUCCCAUGUACAGCUUUGCCAAGGUACUCUCUCUAUGUGGAUGUGCGAAAGUGGAGGAUGAAAAAAAAGUUAACAAAAAACACCAACAUAAAACCGACACAAAUUGAAGAGAAAAACAAAUUUUGGACACCAAUAUAUCACUUCCAGCAUGCUUCAGCCGAACGAAUCUAAUUGAUGGAAAAACGUUUCUCAACCGAAUUUCCUCCUCCGGCGGGUGCUGGAAGUUAGGGUUUUUAAUGAUACAUUUUACGUGCAGCACGGUUUCGAGCGCGGGUGGUUUUUUUUUAUCGAAAGUGAACCAAAUUUUAAUUAUUUUAUUCAUCUGCGACGUGCGUUAUUUUGCAGAUUCACCCGGGAGAAACCUGGCCGUGCGGUGAGAAAAGCAACAGUGCCGCGGAAGAAGACUGUUCCAUUCUUUAUCUAACGAUGGAUUAGCUUCGAAAGGGAAAGACGGCAGACAGCAUCGAACAACAAAAAAAAAAAAAACUGGAAUAACUUUAGUGGCGCUGAAGAUUGCACAGUGUAGGAAAGUGUGUCACACCUAAUGCAAUGGAGCAUCCGCACCAGGUUUUGAUGAUGGAGCAGAAAAAGCAUGCAGCAGCUCCAUCCUCCAUCUUGCUGGUGUAGCGUGUAGCUGGUGUAUUUAUUCGAGUGUGUGUGUCGUAGUGAAAGUGAAUAACUAAGUGCAUGUGUGCAGGUGGAAGUUUCGUUUUUGGUGGAAUAGUUUUAACAAGUAGCAAUACGGCCAGGCCGUUCUUUAUGAAUAAAAAAAAAAAAAAAAAUUUUAACAAGUACGGAAGCAUCACUGAUCUGGAGAGAAAAUGGAGCCAAUCUAUGGAACUAAUAAGAAAUAUCUGCAAAGUAUCGCCGGGAGCGAGUACUACCGGAAUCCGAGCACGUUGAGACCUAUGGCCAACGAGUAUGCAUCCUACCAGAAUACGCUUGGACGCCGAUCGACGCUGGUUGGACCGUACACGCACAUGAGCAAAUACUCCUACCCGACGGACGUGAGCCUGAGCAGUCACUAUGGUUACACCUCCUGGGGCCUAUGGCGUGACAGUCGCAACCUGUCAUCCUCACUGUACGCGAAGAAGCAGAAAAACAUCAAAUCCUUCUCGAUACUGCUGAUGUCCGCGGCGUUCAUUGUGGUGCUGGCGGUACUUUGUGUGGCCGGUUUAGCAUUCUACUUCAGCACGUUCAAGGCAGAUCUCAGUGAGACAAUUCUGGCAUUCGAUUGUACGUUUCGAGUUGCUCGAGGAGAUAUCUACACGACCGGUUUACGAACAAACAGCACACCGGUGUACCGACAGAAGACAGCGUUCUAUGAAAAGCUGAUCGAAACGUCGCUCGAACGUAGCGGUCUCACCGUUUCCCGCACGGAAAUUAUGAACUUUGGUGAUGGCCCUACAAUAGCGCUGAGCUUCAGAGUCUUUCUGGACAUGCGGAAGAUAAAGAUCACUAUCAAUAAUGUGGAGGAGCACAUCAGGACAGCCUUUCUGAGUGAGGUUCUCAACCCAAACUCGGCGUUCAAGAACAUACGCAUCGAUCCGGACAGUAUCGAGAUUAAGCGGCUACUCGACCAGGAGGUCCUGAAGACGGCACUUCUAACCCGGAAUGAGCCAUUUCCGUCAGUGGUCAAACCGUCCGGUGGUGGUGGAGCUGGUUCGGACCAGGAGCAGCGUCACGUCACGAAGAAGACGGGAGUAAUCGAAAAAACUAUCCACAAGUUUACACCGCGCGUCACACCGGUCCCACCGACCGGGUCCAGAACGUCUGUCGACGGGAGUAAAGGCAUCGUCGAGGCGGAAUCUGACAUUGACAUGGAUAAUUUACCGGUUAUACAAGGAUCAUUUGAGAUAACGAAAACAGAUGCCGACAUCACGCAGAAGCGGGCGGGAGGCGGCGGCGGCGGCGGCAGUACGGAUCCGGCCGGAAGAGUGCCGGCCGUAGCGUCGACGCUCAAACCGUUUGCAGUUAGCCCGGCCCAGAUAACGGUGCGGGGCAGCGAGAAGACGAGGGUGACCGAAAGCAUUAAGGGGACUGAUGAAAAACCAUCAACCGGUGGACAAGGUCCGGCCGGUCGGUUUGGUCAGAACCCGGUCGGUGGAAAGUCAAAAUAUGAAACGGCAACGGCGAAGAUUGAAAAAAUGGAUAAGCACGGUGCUACGACGAAGAAAAUUAAAACAACUUCGCUCAAACCAUCGUCCGGCACGGGUGGCAGCGGUGCGGGAAGACGGUCGACGACUGCGAACGGAAUGGUCGGUCGUACUACCACAACCACAACAAGGUCGCCCACCACAACGACAACAUCCACCACGACGACGACGACGACGACUACGACAAUGGCACCAAGUUUAGCUGUCCGGAGCACGUCGGCUGUGAGCGGCAAGAUACCUACGCAGGUCGCCAGUACAACGAGCCGGUUGACAACACUUCGGUAUCAGGUAUUGGCAUCGCAGGGCUCGUCGAACGAACCAUCAUCAAUGUCGGGGUCAGCAUCGGUUGGUGCAUGGGACGAGGAAGACGAUUCGGACGAGGAGGAACUGCCGGAGGAGUCGUUCGCCGAGGACCAUCUCCCGGUGGUGGUCGAUGUGAUUGGGCUGCCGUCCGAGACUGAUGGGGAUAUAAAAAACGAUACACUUUUGGAGACCAUUUUUCAGGCCAUCAUUAACGACAGCAUCCCGGAGGAGUUUGCGUCGGAUCGGCGACGUGUUGGAGGACUGGAACCGGAUAGCAUACCGAAGCUGGACGUAAAUCUGUUCACCAGCGCGCCCAUACUCGAUAAGCAACCGUGGCAUCCAAUCAAUCCCAAUCAGCAACAGCAGGUGAAAGCCGAUCAGCGGACGGGCCUACCGGCCCUGAAGAAAGUUUCGCUGGCCGAGGAAAUUCUCUACCGGAACCGUCCGUCGGACAUCGAGAGUGUGCUGGCGUACACGGAAAAUCCCAACGGACAAAUUUAUUACCAAAGCUACACCAACCCAAGCUUCGGCUCGUCCACGCUCGGUAUUGAGCCGCUCGGUGUGUCGGACGUCCGACCGUAUCCGUUGCCGGUGGACAAAAUUCACGAGGAGGUGAUACCGGAUUUCAAAUACCUUACGCCGACCGCCGUGGAUGCGAGCGAACAGUUGCUUAACCUAACGCUGGACGAGCAGAAAUUCGAGCACCUGGGGGAUGGCGUGAUUGCCAAAAAGCCGGAACAAACCUCCCCGCCAGACGAUGAGCCGAUAACGACGACGGAAAAGCUCGACACCGUCACUCUCCAGACACCUAUGAGUGGAUCUUCCGGCGAGAGUCAAUCGUCCGAUGAAACCUCAACGGAGGUGUACGGCUACUACUCCGGACCGACGGAGGGACUCGAUUCCGUCCUGUCAAACGGCGGAACGAACGGUACGCACGAUGAUGAGCUGGUUGACGUCGCUAUGGACCUGGAGUCUCGUAACAGUCCGGACGACUCGGAGCAGGUAACAACCACCGCUGGACCAGCAAUCACCACCACAAUGGGUGUGUCUGAGCUGAACGAAGAUGGCAUGGAGCAGCUAUCAACAACGAUGCAAUCCACCACGUUGAGCUCGAGUGAAGAGAUUCACUCUGCUGAAGACUUGCUGAUGAGUAGCACUACCACCGAAACGAUGUCAUCGAGCUCAGAAGAAAUUACUGCUAGUUCGGCAGAAGUAACGCUCACGCCGGUGCAUAUCACGCACGCCGGACAAUCGAAGCCACCGACCGCGACUUAUGUGGAAGUGGAAACGCUGAAGUACACACCCUCGACCACUCUGGCACCACCAACUACCAACACGCUGCCAGAGCUGUUCCCCAUCACGAAAUGGGAGUUUGUAAACGGAACUCGUCGUACUACGGCCGAAAAACCGCCCACCAAGAAGGUUUUCAACGAAACGCUCCAGGCACUGGUGGUGGUGAAUGUGCAACCGGAUGGGACGACCGCUCUGCCUCGCACUCCGCCGCAGAACAUCGAAGACCUGAAGAGCAAUCGGCCCAACGCGACCAAUCUGCAAAACCUGUCCGACAUUUUCGAUACGCUCGCGUCCAAGCUGGGCAUUCAGCCGGAGGUGUCUAGCAAGAUGCCACCAUUUUCGUCACUGUCGAAGAUUAAGAACCAAUAUCGCAACUCCGUCAACAGGACGGGUGGAACGGGCACGGCGAGACCCCGCACCACUACUUCCGUGCGACCAAAGCGCAAAAAAACUCGUCCAACUGUCACGAAAAUCCCAUCGACUUCGACCGUUGGGUACAGGCCAAGUGCCGUCACGGAGCAGCGUGUGCGGGUGAGCAGUACGACGGAGCUGUACCCGGAAACGACGCCGAUGGCACGGGUCAUUCCGACCGUCAUUAACGAUGAAAUUGACGAUGUCGUCCCGGUCAUGCUGGAGACAUCGUCCGAGCUAUCGUCCGAGCUGGCCGUCGUCGGCCAGGCGGAAGUCGAAGUAAUCGAUCCGAACCGCUACGAGGAGAUGCUCAACUCGAUGUCGCUGGCACACGGGAGACUAUCGGUCGCCACGACCACCCCCUCGCCCCUUCCCUCCACCCUGGUGACGUUGCUUCCGGUAAAGUCUAACUCGGGUAUCCGCAACUUCCGCCCGAAAACCAAGCGACCUCCGCCCUACGGGGCAACCACUGGAGCGCCCGCGGCUCAUAAUCAUGGUGAUAAAAAUGUAAGCAGAAAAAUGAACGAGGCGGGCUUAAAAUUAAUGAAUGCAAAUAAAACCGACGACGAUGACAGGCCGGCGGCCGGACCGGCCCAGCAUCACCAGCGGCCGGCGUCGGCGGAGCGGGUGGAACCGUUGGUGGCGCAACAGGGAAGUAAUAAAAAUAACACAAUGGUAGAAACGGUGGUAAGGGCCAGCAUGCGCUUCGAGUCGUAAAGCUAACCGCCAGCGCGCUCCGCAGGGUGGUGCUUCGUCACGGUUGGGCUUCCGGUGGGCACGGUCACGGGGGACCAGUUCCGGAAAGCGACCGAUCUGCGUGCACACAGAAGCAGGAAGAGAGAGCACGAGCACGAGGAAGAUAAAGGUGAUAAUUGAGUGACGGCAAACGGUGGCCACAAUGAGCGUGGUCACAACCAACGUUGGUGACUUCCAUCUUCCGCCCUGGCGACAACAACGGGCGGCCGGGUGGUUAGUACCACACGGUCCGUGAUCCUUUGCACAAUCGCUCCCUGGACGCUUGGACCUGGGGUGCGUUGCCCGCAGAUGGGACCGACGUUGAUGAUGGACGUUUGGCAGUGGCUCUUCGCAAUCCAAGGGGGAGCAAAACAUUGAGAUUUGGUUUUAAGACUUCCAACAGGUUUGUCAGGUUUAGAAUUUGUUUACUCUUAAGACUGAUUCUGUGCGCUGAUAUACUGGUGGGCUACGGUUGCACCAACAUUCCUUUCGUUUUAAGCGCACGCCGACAACACAAACACGAUCGGUUUCUUACGGUGAGCACAGAUUAGUUUAGCUAAGUAAGCGUAUAAGUAAGUUACCUACGAACGAAGCUGCGUAUCGAGCUGGUGCUCGUAUUCAGUGGAUAAUUUAUUUCUAUCGACAAUUGUAUUUGUUAAGCAAAGCACUGCGCUGGAUCGAGAGAUGCACCGUGGCGUGCAAUCUUUCUCUAGCUGCAGCAGUGACAGCAAAUCGCACACCAACGUCCCCUUUUCCGAGCAAAAACUUGUACAGGAGUAGCACACACAGAGAUAAAACAAAGCUAUAGGUUGAUAGGUGCUCUAAUUUAUUUACUGUAUCAAUGGCAAAAUGCAACGAGCAGUGCACUCGAAAGGAGGGUGGUUUUUAUUUUAAGCAAAUGUGUGACAAAAACUUCGAUAUUGGAAUUGAUUUUAACCUGUGCGUGUUGUAGGUGCUGUAUUUCAGUAAUAAAAAGUGACACGAAUGAAAUUACGACA
Messenger RNA from Anopheles stephensi (Asian malaria mosquito), 6777 nucleotides. Its product is annotated as mucin-5AC. Bases 1703 to 5761 code for a protein of 1352 amino acids. Lineage: Eukaryota; Metazoa; Arthropoda; Insecta; Diptera; Culicidae. The record is from RefSeq and is a predicted model, not a curated record. The transcript is spliced from 5 exons.